This is a messenger RNA of Peniophora sp. CBMAI 1063, 3600 nucleotides long. Lineage: Eukaryota; Fungi; Basidiomycota; Agaricomycetes; Russulales; Peniophoraceae. The record is from the annotation of a GenBank genome assembly.
AUGACUGACUCCGACAUUGACAUGGAGUAUGCUCACGAACAGCCAGCACUGGCCCUGGAUGACGAUCACACAUGGGCAAAAGUGGCUGAUCUCGCGCUUCGACACUUGGCGCGCGUAGGCAAACCGCCUACUCAUCCGGACGACGCCUCGCUCGAGGAUCGCUUCGUGGAGCGUACUGAAGCUCCGCGCGGUGAUUCUCUACAGCUGGUCAAUCACGAUGCGCACAUACCGCCGUCAGUACGCGUACCGCAAACUUGGUCGUUAAUCAUCACCGAUAUGCGCCGGGUGUGCACGCACUUCGCUCGGCGUCUGUCUGACUUCUACGUUGCCGGAACUAAUGAAUGGGUUUGCCCCAUGCAUGACUGCAUGUACGCAAUCGCGAUAAAUAACCUCUCGGUGGAUGAAAAGAAGGUCGUGGACGGCGUGACGCGCGGCGCGGAUGUACCAUUCUACACGCUCGUCGACGCGUUCCGUGUCACUGAGCCCGCUUUCAUCCGCGAGGUGAUUGACAUCGUGGCGCUGGAACAUUACGAGUCCGUACACCUGCAAGGUCUGCGUAUCCACCAUGUCAUUCACGGACAAGAUCACACGGGACGCAUCAUGUACUACUGGCAGCUAAACCGCAUCAGCGCUGAGUUCCUGAAGAAGACCGUGCGUGGCUGGGAGGCCAGACGCUUCGAAGAGAUCCGGCGGACGGAAGUCCAGCGGGCGCUCGCCUCUGAAGCUCGUCAGUGGGCUGAAGGUCUGAUUCGCGAUGCCAAGCAAGGUGACAAGGACGCUCGGCUGGCGGCUCGCAUUGAAUACGGUGAUUAUUCGCGCGAGGGAUAUGCGCACGCACUCUGCCUGGAACGGCGUGACGGAUUGUUCGAUGCGCGCGUGUCUGCAUUCGAAGGACCCGCAGGUGGUGGUCUGGAACGCCGCGCCAUCAGGGCCAUGAGGGGCGUUCACAGUCUCAGCUUCGAGCGCCGCUUCGGGAAGGUGGCAGCUGCCGCGGAGAGAGAUGGCAUCCUCGAACGCGUAGCGCAGGCCAAGAUUGCGGAAGCGCCACCUUUGCCGCUGAACGAAGCCCUUGCUGGGGAUAGUCAACCGGAGGCGGAGGCGGCCUCUGUACUUCAACCGACGAUAUCGCGUCCGCAGAAGAAUCACCCUUUAUUACACUGGAUUCCGGAGCGCAUGGCGUACCUCUGGGCGUUGCUGAGGCUCAACGGGCGCCCGGCACAAGUGCUAUCGGGAGAGGUCUGGUUGUACGGCGAAUGGAUCCCCGUGUCGUUGAGGCAGCUCGGUCUUACGGUACAACUGGGUCAUUGGGCUGGCGAUCGGUGUAGCCUGCAGCGACACGUCAACGACCGGUUUGUUGUGGUACACACCAACGGCAUUCAUCAAGUACGCGUCGCGUUCUGCGGGUGCUCGAGGACCAAGGUGGCUAGGCGCGAUCAGGUAUUGGCAGCUCGCUGGUUCCCCGCCACGAUCGCAAAGCCAAAAACCGCCGCGACGCUGGAAGUUCUUGAGCAGUUCGACGCUCACAGCGCCGCAGGCAAAGAUAACGCGUAUGACUUUUACAACACACUGGAACAUAUCACCGACGGCGCAGGCAUAUUUCAUCUUCCCGAUCGCUCAAAAGACUUCCUUCGUAUGGCGCACAAACAUCGACAUCUCUUAGCGCUGAAGCGUGGUGGUCGCGGUCACGAUCCGCUGGGCGGUAUCGAGCGCACUCAGUACGGCGAACUAGCCGUAUUAUGUCCGGCCUGUCCGCACAAGGGCAUCAAUACGGAGGGCGUUGUUGAUCUAUUGCGGCGGCUUGGCCCUGAGUUGGCGGAGGGGCACGAAACUUUCAACGAUACAGUACAUCUCGCGAUGGACUGUAACUUCCGAGCAAAGAAUCGCAUGACUCGGUCCACACCGGAAACAAGUCCUUACCUCGGCGACGGCAUGGCUUAUAUGGUCCCAGAAGCUGCUUACGAUCAUUUUACAAGCAACAGUGCGCACGACGCCGAGAUGAGCAGUUGUUCGCGCUUUGGUGCGACCAUCCUCGCCAAUCUCAAGAACGGCAAGGGCCUGAGGACCACGGGGAUUGGCGCCGUCUUCUGCGCGCGCCACGAGUUUUUCUGCGCAAAUUCAAUAGGUACUCUGAUUAAAGGAGAGAGAUAUUGCACAAUGGACUUCAUCUUGGCCGCUGCGCUCCGCCGCGUACGCGCCAGCAGUCUGCGCUUGUACUACGACAUCGUGUGUCAAUACACGCGCAACCUCAAUCUUCGGAUGUUAGAGGUCGAGCCGAAGUUGUUCAUCUACGCUGGCGCCCAGAAGCUAUUGCACAAGCUCCACGUCACGUUCGGUAUUCCGAAGUUUCACAAUCCGGGGCACCUGGUCAUGUGCCAAUUAUACUUCAACCUGUCUUUCAUCAAAGGAACUGGUAAUACCGACGGCGAGGCUUCCGAACGUGCGUGGGCUGGGCUCAAUCCUGCUGCGUCGAGUUUGCGGGAAAUGGGCCCAGGAACGAUGCGAGACACGAUCGAUUUCUUUUGUAGUGCGUGGAACUGGCGCAAAUUCGUCAAUAUGAGUGCGUCUCUAUGUCGCAACAUGGAGAUUGCGCUGGCCGCGGCUAUGGAGCACUGCGAGAUGUACAGCGGUCUUCUGGGCGCAGUGCGCGCCGAAAACCCCGGAACCGCGAGUGAAUGGACACAACAGGGCGUGGACUAUGAAGGGCGGCAGGAGCUGGACGACAUGGGACGGCCAAUCACGUCGGGUGGCGUAACCAACCCUUACGAAUCCCGGUCUCAAAAGCAAUCGUUGGAGAAGGCGCGUCUGCAGAGCGCUUCUAUUGCCGCGGCGGCACAGCAAGGCGCAAAGGCCUCUGAGACUGAGAAGACCGCCGCCGACAAGAACAACGCCCUAACCAACUUUAUAGUGUUGGCAUUCAAGAUUGAGGUCUGGCAACGUCGAGCCACUAUCGCCACGGAAGGUCGCACGUACAUUCAAAAGCGCGAGCGUCUCGAGCAGGCGACGGAGCUGGAGCGUCAAAUCCGGUUGUUCCGGAAGGAGCAGCAGUGGAUCAUGCCAGCGAUCCAUGCUGCCGUUCAGGAACUGGAGGGCAUGGAUUCAACAUGCGGGACAACGGCCGACUACGAGAGCGAUGAAGACGGCGAGGAGGGUGAGGCGACGACGAAGCGGCGGCCCGCUAUGCUGUACCUGCCUUCGGACCUGGAUCAGCCUUUGGCGCGUACCAUGCUCGACGUUCUGCUUCAGGAGAUGAAGCUUCGUUUCGCAGCGAUGGAGGACUGGUUGGACAUUUUACGGCAACAACUGCGCGUACGUGGGACCGUUCGCCAGUGGAAGGUCGUGUUCUCCUCUGGACAGCGCAUGGCUACGCGUACGAUCAACAAGCAGCGCGUCAUUCAAGAGAAUAUCGACCAAGCUAGAAACAUGUAUCGCUGGCACCGCGAGCGAUACGCCACGCUUGUGUCGUUUCUGUCAGACGAAGAGCGGGAACAGUAUGUGUUCGCAGAAUGGGAAGAUCUUUUCGAGGAACUUGCGGAUGAAGACUGCCGCCCGCUCAACAACAGCCUCUUGAUUGCCAUCAACGCGCGGAGGUCCAGCACGUGA